This is a messenger RNA of Budorcas taxicolor (takin), 2675 nucleotides long. RefSeq names its product WD repeat domain 75 (gene WDR75). Gene Ontology annotation, biological process: positive regulation of rRNA processing; positive regulation of transcription by RNA polymerase I. The transcript is spliced from 21 exons. NCBI's taxonomy places the organism in Eukaryota, Metazoa, Chordata, Mammalia, Artiodactyla, Bovidae. Gene Ontology annotation, molecular function: RNA binding; protein binding. Gene Ontology annotation, cellular component: nucleolus. The record is from RefSeq and is a predicted model, not a curated record. The coding region runs from base 1 to 2496 and encodes 831 amino acids.
AUGGUGGAGCAAGAGGGCAUCCGCGUGGUUCGUUGUGGCGGCAGCGAGUUGAACUUCAGGCGAGCGGUGUUCUCUGCGGAUUCUAAGUAUAUCUUCUGUGUCUCUGGAGACUUUAUUAAAGUUUAUAGCACAGCUACAGAAGAAUGUGUGCAUAUAUUGCAAGGGCACAGAAAUCUGGUGACCGGAAUCCAGCUCAAUCCCAACAACCAUCUACAGCUGUAUUCUUGUUCCGUUGAUGGCACGAUUAAACUGUGGGACUAUAUAGAUGGCAUUUUGAUAAAGACCUUCAGAGUUGGAUGUGAACUUCAUGCCCUCUUUACUCUUUCCUGCGCUGAGGAUUCUGUCUUCGUUAUGAUAAAUAAAGGAAAACCAGAUGUCUUUCAGCUGGCUUCAGUGAAACUACCAAAAUCAUCAAGUCAGGAAGUAGAAGCUAAGGAGCUCUCCUUUGUUUUGGAUUACGUAAACCAGUCACCCAAGUGCAUUGCCUUUGGAAAUGAGGGGGAGUAUGUUGCUGCAGUACGGGACUUCUACUUGUCUGUUUAUUUUUUCAAAAAGAAAACAACAACAAGGUUUACCUUAUCAUCAUCAAGAAAUAAGAAACACGCUAGGAACAACUUUACAUGUGUAGCAUGUCACCCAAAGGAAGAUUGCAUAGCAACUGGUCACAAGGAUGGCAAAAUUCGUCUUUGGAGGAAUUUUGAUGAUGAAAAGAAAUACACAUAUACAUGUUUACAUUGGCACCAUGAUUUGGUUAUGGAUUUGGCUUUUUCAGUGACAGGCAGCAGUCUGCUGAGCGGUGGCCGUGAGUCUGUCCUCGUAGAGUGGCGUGAGGCAGCAGAGAAGAAUAAGGAGUUCCUCCCCCGCUUAGGAGCUACCAUUGAACAUAUCUCAGUGUCACCAGCCGGGGAUUUGUUCUGUACUUCACAUUCCGAUAAUAAGAUAACAAUCAUUCACCGAAACCUUGAGGCGUCUGCAGUAAUUCAAGGCCUAGUGAAAGACAGAAGUAUCUUUACCGGUUUGAUGAUUGACCCAAGAACUAAAGCUUUGGUUUUGAAUGGGAAACCUGGCCACCUGCAGUUUUAUUCUCUCCAAAGUGAUAAACAGUUAUACAAUUUAGAUAUUAUACAGCAAGAAUAUAUCAAUGAUUCUGGUCUGAUCCAAAUUGAGCUAACAAAGGCUGCAUUUGGCUGCUAUGGUAAUUGGCUUGCAACGGUGGAACAACGUCAAGAAAAGGAAACUGAGCUUGAAUUGCAAAUGAAACUAUGGAUGUAUAAUAAGAAAACACAAGGGUUUGUUCUUAAUACAAAGGUUAACAUGCCACAUGAGGACCACAUCACAGCUCUCUGUUUCUGUAAUGCAGAAAAAUCUGAAAGCUCCACGUUGGUUACAGCAAGUAAAGAUGGCCACUUCAAAGUGUGGAUAUUAACAGAUGAUUCUGAUAUAUACAAAAAGGCUGUUGGCUGGACCUGUGACUUUGUGGGUAGUUAUCAUAAAUACCAAGCAACUAACUGUUGUUUCUCUGAAGAUGGCUCAUUACUAGCAGUUAGUUUUGAAGAAAUAGUUACAAUAUGGGAUUCAGAGACUUGGGAACUUAAAUGUACAUUUUGUCAACGAGCUGGGAAAAUAAGGCACCUUUGCUUUGGGAGAUUGACUUGUUCCAAGUAUCUUCUUGGUGUCACUGAAAAUGGCAUUCUGUGCUGUUGGAAUCUGCUCAGUUGUGCAUUGGAAUGGAGUACGAAAUUAAAUGUGAGAGUUAUGGAACCUGAUCCCAAUUCAGAGAAUAUUGCUGCAAUCACUCAGUCUUCUGCUGGUUCAGACUUGUUUGUAUUUAAACCUAGCGAGCCAAGGCCAUUGUAUAUUCAAAAGAAUAUCUGCAGAGAGGAAGUCUUGUGGGGAGUGUUUGUUCCCCGAGAUGUCCCUGAAUCAUUCACCUCAGAAGCUCACCAGUGGCUGAACAGAUCCCAGUUUUACUUCCUAACAAAAUCACAGAGUUUAUUGACAUUCAGUACACAGUCUCCAGAAGAGAAACUCACACCCACAAGCAAACAGCUAUUAGCAGAAGAAAGUCUUCCAACAACCCCAUUUUAUUUCUUACUGGGAAAGCACAGGCAGCAACAACAAAAUGACAAGUUAAAUGAAGCUUUGGAGAAUGAGCUGGUACAGCUGCCCUUAACAGAAAACAUCCCUGCAAUUAGUGAGCUUCUUCGCACUCCAGCCCAUGUCCUGCCAUCUGCUUCUUUCCUCUGCUCCAUGUUUGUAAACUCACUGCUGCUGUCUACGGAGACUAAGAGUGCUGAAGAAAAUCCUGAUGAUGUCGAUAUGGAAGAAGAAAAAGAAAGUGAUGAUUCAGAUGAAGAAAAUAAUUUCACUGAAAAGAUCCAGGAUACAAAUAACACAGAUUUGGAAGAAGACAUUAUACAUCAGUUGUCAAAAUCAGAAGAAAAGGAACUGAAAAAAUUUAGGAAAGUAGACUACAGCUGGAUAGCUGCUCUUUGAGCCUUGGAGGAUGGGGGAGGGUUCUGCACUUUGUUUUUAUGUUUUGACUUGUUUUCGUUAUAUGUUGAUACUCCACAAAUCUAUUUAAAUGUUAUUUCUGUUCUUGAAAUGUUAAAUAUUAACAGGCUUUACUUUUAAAUAACUGGUAAUAUGAAGUUGGGUUUACAUCACAUUUUACA